Osmerus eperlanus (European smelt) is the source of this 2053-nucleotide messenger RNA. RefSeq names its product indian hedgehog B protein-like. The record is from RefSeq and is a predicted model, not a curated record. Bases 663 to 2024 code for a protein of 453 amino acids. The transcript is spliced from 3 exons. Lineage: Eukaryota; Metazoa; Chordata; Actinopteri; Osmeriformes; Osmeridae. Gene Ontology annotation, biological process: regulation of gene expression; cell-cell signaling; intein-mediated protein splicing. Gene Ontology annotation, molecular function: calcium ion binding; patched binding.
AGAGAGGUUGGUGUUAGCUACUGGCGAGGCGCCGUGAGGUGACGGGCAGGGCAGAGCCGAGGGCAGACGAGGCACCAAGGCAUGCACCCACUCUGGCCCAAUGGGCGGGGUGGCAAAAAGGGAUGGAGGGGCAGAGCUGGCAGGGUGCGGUCUCUGUCGAGUGGCAGCUGAUCCUGGAUCACUUCAAUUCCCAAUUCAACUGGAAAGCCGCGUGGCCGCAGAGCGGCAGUUGGACAGGACGAGGCAAGAACUCACGUCAGCGCUUCUUUUGACAGCUCCUCUAUUCACGACAGUUCGACUUUGAACCUGUUUGUUUAAAUAAACGGACUUUACAACUCAUGGUCAUAUCCGCGUGUAGACGGGGAAUGACAAGCUCCGCGGCUUCCAGCCACCGGACUCCAGAGAAGUUGGUCUUUUCCCCGGGACCCAAACAACGCACGCGGCUAAAUGCAUGUCUUCUUGGCACACGCCGGCAGCAAUUUCUCGCACGGAUAAUGGCGUAGAUAAAUCAGAUAAAAUACAGAUUAUUUGUUCCCCCCACCCCCUAUGCUUUAAAACGUGGGGGGCUGUGAAGUAUCCAGGGGGAGGGGGUAGCCUGGAACGCAAAGGCGACCUGUGCCACCUUACCACUCCGUCCCGGAGUGCCCGUCUGACGGGGUGGGAUGCGGCUCUCCGUGACCGUUGGUUUCCUCAUCGGCUGCGCCCUGUUUCUCGCACCUGUGACCGAGGGCUGUGGGCCGGGGAGGGGGUACGGCAAGAGACGUCCGCCAAAGAAGCUGACACCUCUCGCUUACAAGCAGUUUAGUCCGAAUGUCGCGGAGAAAACACUGGGAGCGAGUGGCAGAUACGAGGGGAAAAUUACCAGGAAUUCCGAUCGAUUUAAAGAACUUACGCCGAACUAUAACACGGACAUUAUAUUCAAAGAUGAAGAGAACACGGCUGCGGACAGAUUAAUGACCCAGCGCUGCAAGGACAAGCUGAACGCCCUGGCCAUCUCGGUGAUGAACAUGUGGCCCGGUGUGAAGCUGCGGGUGACAGAAGGCUGGGACGAGGACGGUCACCACUCGGAGGAAUCCCUGCACUACGAGGGGCGCGCGGUGGACAUCACCACCUCCGACCGCGACCGAAACAAGUACGCCAUGCUGUCCCGGUUGGCCGUGGAGGCCGGUUUUGACUGGGUCUACUACGAGUCCAAAGGCCACGUGCACUGCAGCGUCAAGUCAGAACACUCAGUAGCAGCUAAGACAGGGGGAUGUUUCCCCGGCGCGGCGCUGGUGUUCCUGGAGGGCGGAGCCCGGAAGGAGGUGCGGCAGCUGCAUCCGGGCGACCGCGUCCUGGCGUCCUCGGGGGCGGACGGCGGCGGCCCUCUCGUCUACAGCCGCUUCCUGACCUUCCUGGACCGCGAGCCGGAGGCGAGGAAGCUGUACUACGCCAUCGGCACGGCGUCCGGCGCCGCACUCCGCCUCACCGCCGCCCACCUGCUGUUUGUGGCGCCCGGGAACUGCUCGGGCGUGGCCGCGGAGGGGUUGAGGACGGUCUACGCUAGCGACGUGCGACCCGGACACUGUGUUUUGACCACCCAGGGGGGGGUGGAGGCCGGGGCUGGGGCUGGGGUGGAGGCCGGGGCUGGGGCUGGGGUGGAGGCUCGUCUGUCAGCCGUCACCUGGGUGGAGCUGAGGGAGGAGUCGGGGGCGUACGCCCCUCUGACGCAGCACGGCUCCCUGGUGGUGGACGGGGUGUUGGCGUCCUGCUACGCUGCUGUGGACCAGCCCCGCCUGGCCCACUGGGCCCUGGGGCCCCUCCGUCUGCUUUACUCCUGGACCAGCCCUGGGGAGGCCCUCGGGGCCGGCGUGCACUGGUACCCCCAGGUCCUGCUACGGAUAGGAACUCUGCUGCUGGGGCAGGAACACUUCCACCCCUGGGGGGUAGGGGGCGCCACCCACGGAGACCACAGGACCACAGGAGAGGAGAGACAGAGGGGGGAGAUGGAGGGACUGGACAGGAUGAGGAGGUGUGGAGAGUGAUGGAGUGAUGGAGAGAGAGAGAGGAUCAA